CCCCGCCAGGCGGGCGGGCCCCGGGCGGGGCGGCGCUGCGCGGGCGCGGAGGCGCAGAUAAGGGCGCCGCGAGCGGGUGCUGGCACACAGCCGGCGGGCUGGGCACGGAAACACCGGGGCUUCCUCCGGGGAGCCCGGCUCUGAGGCGGCCCCCGCGCACCGCGGGGUGGCAGCGGCGGCGAUGCGGGCGGCCUGGCUGCUGCUGCCGGCGCUGGCCGCCCUGUCCGCGUACUACGUGUACCUGCCGCUGCCCGGCACCGUGUCGGACCCCUGGAAGCUGAUGCUGCUGGAUGCCACCUUCCGGGCCGUGCAGCAGACGUGUCACCUGAUUCACUACCUGAGACUCAGCCAUCACUUAAUAGUUCUGAAUUAUAUAAUUUGUACCUUUGACAAACUGAAGUCUGUCUCCUCUGAAGACCUUACCAUCACAGAUGCUGUUUUUGAUGGCGUGGAAGUCCGAAUAUUUGAACCCCCUAGGAAGCGGGAUGAACAGCUCAAGCGCAGCGUUGUUUACAUCCACGGAGGGGGCUGGGCCUUGGCAAGUGCAAGAACAAGCCUUUAUCACAAUCUCUGCAGAAUCAUGGCUGAAUCUCUCAAUGCUGUAGUUGUCUCAGUUGAAUACAGGCUGGUACCAGAGGUGUGCUUCCCUGAGCAAUUCCACGAUGCUCUUCGGGCUACUAAACAUUUCUUGCAGCCUGAUGUCUUGGCUGAGUAUUCAGUUGACCCGAGUCGAAUUGCAAUUUCUGGCGAUAGCGCAGGAGGAAAUUUGGCAGCUGCUGUGUGUCAGCAGCUUAGCAAAGAUGAGCAUUUGACCGUCAGACCAAAACUGCAGGCCUUAAUUUACCCAGUCCUUCAGGCGUUUGACUUCAAUACACCUUCUUAUCAGCAGAACAUGAAUAUGCCUGUUCUUCCUCGUUAUGUCAUGAUCAACUAUUGGAUAGAUUAUUUCAAUGGGAAUUAUGACUUGGCUCACUCACUGCUGAUUAACAACCACACUGCUCUGGAUGUUGGCGAAGCUCUGUCUUUCAGAGGACGUCUGAACUGGACAUCUCUACUACCUUCAUCAUUCAAAAAGAACUACAAGCCUUUAAUACAAACCACAGGCAGGGCUGAAAUCAUCCAGGAGAUCCCAGCACUGCUUGAUGUACGAGCAGUCCCGCUCCUUGCAGACAAUGAAACUCUGCAGAUGCAGCCCAAGACUUACAUCCUGACCUGUGAGAACGACGUCCUGCGAGAUGAUGGGGUGAUGUAUGCCAAGCGCUUGGAGAACGCCGGCGUGGAAGUCACGCUCGAUCACUUUGAUGACUGCUUUCAUGGCUGUAUGAUAUUCACCAUCUGGCCUACUGACUUCUCAGCGGGUGUUCAGACCAGGAACAGCUACAUCAAAUGGCUGGAUGAAAACCUCUGAAGAGAAAUCUCUCCAGAAGACACAGGGUGCCCAUCUCUGGUGUCUGUUCUUGCUAAAGAGCAAACAGUAAAAAAGUGCACUUUUCCAAAUUCAUCCGUUCAACUGCAGCUGCUGGUGGGGGGUAGUUACAGACGACUAACUACAGCAUUUACUAGCUCGAUUGACCUUGCCCAGCAAAGAAUUUUGAGAAAUACCAUUUCCAACUUUGAUUAUUUUUUGGCGCCCCCCUUUUUUUCAGAUGACUAUUGCCAAACAUAAGCAAAUGUUGAGCAGGGAGAUCAGCAUUCCUGUAGCAUUCUUAACUGGCUGCAGCUCUCAAGCUUUGACUCUUAAUUAGUCACAAAGGCCAUCAAUUUUUGAGUGAUGGGAGAUAAGCCAAACACCUACAUCUACAUGUGAAUAUGUAAAAAUGGGAGCUAGUUUUCAACAGCGGUGAGCACUUGCUGUCAAAGAAAGUGUGAGCAGUCUCGCCUUUGACAGGGGAGCCAUGCAUUUUAAUGUCAUGCAUGGAUUUAAGUGUCAGCUUUAGGCACAUAGUCAAAUGGCUCGUUUAAAUUUGAAAAAAAUAAAAAGGUCUUCUGGGCAGUUAAGACCAUGCUAGACAAGUCUCCUAGCCAAACAUGUAAUUCAGCUUUGGAAUUUAGUCUUUUUAGUUAUUUAUAUUUUAUAAAAGCACAGGACUAAAUAUAUUUUCAAUAAAAAGUAUUACAGCUUGCAUAGAAAUAUAUAGGACAAAAUACUAUGUGUAGCAGCAGAAUCCAGGUGGUUUAUGUGAGUGAGCUUCAAAGCUGACUACUGAUUUGGCUAAAGAAUGUGGCUUUGUCUGUGUUUAAAGCCUCAGCUUCAUGACCUCCUUACAGAACAUACAAGCUACUAAAAAAAAUCUACUGUGUCAUUUGCACUAAUGUUUGUAAUUAGUAGUAGUUCUUGUUCAUUGACUUUUCUUUUGUGCUUGUAAUGUUUAUUAUAUUUCAUGCUUACUGGAAGGAUGGCAGCAAGGGAACAGAAGUGGGCUCUAAUCUAUACGGAAGAUUUAAAUCUGAUCUUUGCAGCUAAACUUUGUGUUGGAGACUGACCCAAAACGUGAGGUAAGAUGAUCUUGUUGUGCAACAAUCUCUACAGUUUGAGCCAGUCUGUAAAUUCCAGACAGCAAGACAGGGAAGUGAAACAACUUGGGACACUGUGUGUUGUCCAGGAUGCUUACUGCUUGCAGAAGCAAAGGAUGUGUCAAAAGCCCAGUGUUUCUAGCAAAGAGGAGAGAAUGGCUGUCCCGUGACUAAAGUAGUGGAUUAAAUUCGUCCUUAGCUUUACCACAGAUUUCCUGUGGGACCCCAGGAGAACAACUUAAUCUCUUUACGCCUCACUUUCUUCUUCUGCAAGAGAGGGAGCAGUAAUUUCCUACCUCGCAAAGUAGCUGUGAAGCUGAAUUCACAGGUGCAGGUGAAGCACAGGGACACGAGGGUGACUGGCAGGCACUGAACGGCCCCCAUAGCUUUGGAAUUUCCAUCCUUCUUUGAUGGCCAUGACGGGUGGUGUUGCUCUGUUGUGGGUCCUCCUGUGCAGCUGGCUCAUCUCUGUCCUGGCUGCUGCCAAAGUACCAGAAGAUGAGGCUUCUUGGCUGUUGGGAGAUCAUGACAAAGACAAUUUCAUUAGAGCGGUUCUUAUGGCAGGAUUCUGAAAAGUUCUUUAAAAAAAAAAAAAAGGCACUGGUAGAGCAAACUGCCUUCUGUCAUUGAAAAUAUAUACAGAGCAGUCCACUUCGAUUGAUAUCUGAAUUAAAUAAGAGAGUGGCUGUGCUGAAUCAUUGCUUCCUAGAAACAUCAGGAUGUUAAUGUGGUUGUAAGUAUUAAGAAAAGCUAUUAAUGGGACAAGGCCUCAAUGUCGGCUCAGUCAUGCAGGCUGAAAUUCAUUUCUGGGCUUAGGUUCACGCGGAGGUCACAAGCCAAAGCUUUUUCAACAGUGGCCCAGAUUCUUCUUCCAUUUAGUUUUUACAAAGACUCGAUGGAAUUAGAGCAGCUGAGUGGCAAUCUGAAUCAGAAUAAGCUUUGGUCAAGAUACCCAGUUAACACUGCAGAAGACUUAUAACUUUUUUACUGGAUUUAAACCCUCUUUCCUCCAUAAGCACAGCUUCAAUAGAUAUAAUUUACACUUAAAACAGCAACCAAAGUUAUGUCCAUUCAAAAGACAAAUUACUAAUCUGCUCCAGAGUCCUUUUCCUCUGUAUGGAGACAGCUCCAUUUACCUGAUUUUGAACUAUGACUUAAAGAGAAUAAAAAUAUAUUGUUACACUGAGUUGUAACAACACGUUUCUUCCUGGAUUUCCCACAGAGUAAACCCAUGUCAGAAAAGAUGUAAUUUAUUUCCUCCUGCUGUCAUUAAAAGAUAGUAGUAACUGUAAUACUGGAAAAAGAAAGUGGUUAAUAUAAGUUCUAUAAUAAUUAAGUUUGCUUGAGAGCUAUCUGCAAAGCUUUAGAUCAGCAUGUGUUGAUAGCCAAGUUAUAAAUAUCUGCUAUGAAGCUAUAAUAUAAUUGCUGCUGUUUUUUUCAUUGAAAUGAAUGGAGAGCUGGAAUACAUAUUAAUGGAGUCAGUUGUAAAUUUUCUUCAUGCACUGAAGCACAUUGAAGUCUUGGCACAAGAAACGGUAGUAAGUAUAUAACUGGAUGGAAUAUGUUUACUAAAUUAUCAAUAGCUUGAUGCGACAUCUAAGAUCGCAGCACAACUUGGAUGAGAUGUUACAAUAUUUACCUAGUUCUGUCAAAAUAUCCUGACUACUUUUAUCGUGCAGUGACAUGGUUUAAGUAUGUGAUAGCUGCAAAGAUAUGUGAUGGAUCCUGUAACAGGUAAAAAAAGGUCUGAGUUCCAGCUAUAAGAAGACCUUUCAGUAUAUUGCUGCACAAGACACCUGAUUAAAAUUCAGAGUAAACCUUAGAGUAAGUGUUAGUCCAAACUCACCUUUCCUCCUACAUUGCUUUGUUCUCCUUUGCACGUAGUCCUGGUACGCGAAGUUGGAAGUUGAUGGCCGGCAGGCACGGUUACAGAAAGCUGCUGCCCAGUAGCCAGAGAUGAAGAUUAAAUGCAUGUUGCAACAUCCUGAUUUCUUCAGGUGUUUAGUCCUGCAUCUCCUGAAGCGUUUCCUCAGGCGUACCCAGCAACUUCAUUCCUUGGUUAUUUCACAGAGCAGCUUAGGGCACUUUGCACGUUGUAGGAUCCGAUCGAGUAUUUGUAACAAAAUUUCACUAGCGCAUACUACAAAGUCACUCUUGGAAAAGAAGAUACUCAAUAAAUCUGUCUACAUUUCAUUAAAUCAAGGAGUAUGGCUGGCUACUUUUUGAAGAUAGCUUUUUUUUUUUGUUUCCCCUCCUACAAUUAGAUUUUUAUCUAUGCAAGAAUAUCUUCCUAAUUACCAUCAAAGCAUUCAAAUGUAAGCUUUAAACAAAAAAAAGAACCUAUAGGCAUUUGCAUCCUGCUUUCGGGACCUGGGAACUAUAUUAGCAGGUCUCUCUAGUAUUUUGAUGAAUAUUUGCAGGAAUAAAUGGAGGUUUUGUUUGCCUAGCUUGGAAUCUCUUAAAGGGUGGGUGUUCAGCAUUUCUGGAAACCCAGACUAAUUUAAAGAUGUUUUGUGGUGUAUAGAAAUCACAAAUUAGCUGUAUUUCCUAACCUUUAUCAAAGUAAUUCCAAAAUCACAUCCCUAGGCAAAGUAGAAAGGCCAUCAUGGGUUUAAGUCCUACAAACUAAACAGAAAUGCUUAAUCUUUAAAACAUUGUUUUGUAGUGUUUGGGCCUCUAUAUUUUUUAAGUAGGUGCAUCAUGGGUAUAUUUUUAAAUCUCUUACUAAACUUUGUUAGAAACUUUUUCAAAUGAACAUACUGGAAGUCGAUUAACUUGUCUUAAACCUUUUAAGCUGCUAUGAUCUGUAACAAUUAUGUUGUUCAAAACAAAACCAGCCUGUUUAAUGUUCUCUUAUUUAUGAUAUUUGGAACUCCAAAGUACAACAAAUGUGACGUGAAUACAUUCAAUAUCUUAUGCAUUACCAUUAUUUGCUUCUUUCCCAGUGGAGGUGAAAGAUCUUGUAAGACCCAAUUGGCAACUGUGAUUGAAAUGUGCUAUCAAAAUGAAGAACAAAGAAAUAAAGUUAAAUAGAUCUGU
Molecule: messenger RNA, 5553 nt
Organism: Columba livia (rock pigeon)
Lineage: Eukaryota; Metazoa; Chordata; Aves; Columbiformes; Columbidae
Gene: NCEH1
Product: neutral cholesterol ester hydrolase 1
Exons: 5
Coding region: 182-1408 (408 amino acids)
Cellular component (GO): membrane
Molecular function (GO): carboxylic ester hydrolase activity; lipase activity
Source: RefSeq, a predicted model, not a curated record